AUGGAAGAAUUAUUCAUUCAUUCAUUCAUUCAAGACUUCGAGCGUCCCAAAAAGCUUAUCGAGCACACCUCACAGCACUUUUACAAGAAGAUUAUAGAAUUGAAAUCCGCCACGACUAUCGAUGAACUUCACAUUGCCACGCUCGAAAACUACUGUCAACAACUCAAAAGAAAGAAAGACAUCUUAUCACCACUCGAUGAACAAAUUGCGAAAGCUAUCACCAAACCCGAAGACCUUGAAUGUGAGAUUUUUGAAACGGAAGAAAUGCACAGCACAAUUGACGAAAGGUUCAGUGAACUUACCACAUUUAUUGAGGUAAAACGUAACGAAUUAAAGCUUAACGUUACUGUACAAUCAUCCAAUAACACUAAUGAGUCAUCCCCAGAAACCUCACCCCAAUCAGAACAGCCUAUUCAACAGGAAAAUAUCCAUCAACCAGAAAUGAGUCAAAGCCCAGUUGGACCCAAUUCCCAAACAGAGGAAACCUCAGCUUCCAACAACACUAUUCAAAAUCAAACACUGAUAAAUAACAAUAACAAUGGUGCCAGGGCCAGUGGUUCUUAUCCAUCAGUUAGUCGACUGCCAAAGUUAUCCCUACCUACAUUUUCUGGGGACCCCCAUUGCCUGGCAAAACUUCUGGGACUCGUUUAA
This is a messenger RNA of Paramuricea clavata, 651 nucleotides long. Lineage: Eukaryota; Metazoa; Cnidaria; Anthozoa; Malacalcyonacea; Plexauridae. The record is from the annotation of a GenBank genome assembly.